CACAGGAAGUCUCUAACCUGCUGACACUUCCUCUCCGAGACUCCGCGGUUUCACAACCCCUUCAACCCCUCCUUCACCACCACCCAGUGGUAUCAGCUGGCGCCUCUGUGAGAAAAGUUCCACUUCAAGACGCCCCAAAGCAUUAUCAUUUCCUUCUCUCGCCCCAUCUCGGUUGCCAGCAAUCCCCAGGGUCCUCUGAGACCCGCCUGCUUCAAAGAUGAACUGGUUCAUCGCUGUAGCGAGGCUGCUGCUGCCUGGGCCUUUUCUCCUGGCCCCGGCCUCCGCCUACAACCUGGACGUGCGGCACGUGCAAAACUUGUCCUUCCCACUCGCCGGGAGGCACUUUGGGUACCGCGUCCUGCAGGUUGGAAACGGGGUUGUUGUGGGAGCGCCGGGUGAGGGGAGCAGCCCAGGAAACCUCUACCAGUGCCAGCCAGACACUGGCCACUGCCUGCCAGUGGGCCUGAGCGGUUCCAACUACACCUCUCAGUACUUGGGAAUGACCUUGGCGACAGACCCCACAAAUGGAAACAUGCUGGCCUGCGACCCCGGGCUGUCUCGGACAUGUGACCAGAAUAUCUACCUAAGUGGCCAGUGUUACCUCUUCCCCCAGAACCUGAAGGGUCCUGUGCUGCAAGGGCGCCCUGGCUACCAGGAGUGUCUAAAGGGCAACGUAGACCUGGUAUUCCUGUUUGAUGGCUCAGGGAGCUUGCAACCAAGUGAAUUUCAGAAAAUUCUGGCCUUCAUGAAGGAUGUGAUGAAGAAACUCAGCAAUUCUUCCUACCAGUUUGCUGCUGUUCAGUUUUCCACGACCUACAAAACAGAAUUUACUUUCUUGGAUUAUGUUAAUCAGAAGAACCCUGAUGUGCUGCUGGGCAAAGCACAACACAUGAAGCAGCUGACCAACACCUUCGGUGCCAUAAGAUAUGUCGCGACCCAGGUCUUCCGGGAGGAACUUGGGGCGCGGCCAGAUGCCAGCAAAGUGCUUAUCAUCAUCACGGACGGGGAAGCCACUGACAUUGGCGACAUUAGUGUGGCCAAUGACAUCAUCCGCUACAUCAUUGGGAUCGGGAAGCAUUUUGUGAGCAAGAAAAAUCAGGAUUCACUUCACAAAUUUGCUUCAAAACCGGUGGAAGAGUUUGUGAAGAUUCUGGACACGUUUGAGAAGCUUAAAGACCUGUUCACGGAGCUGCAGAAGAAGAUCUAUGCCAUCGAGGGCACAAACAAGCAGGACCUGACGUCCUUCAACAUGGAGCUGUCCUCCAGCGGGAUCAGCGCGGACCUCCGCGGGGACCAUGGCGUCGUGGGGGCGGUCGGCGCCAAGGACUGGGCCGGGGGCUUCCUGGACCUGCAGGCCGACCUGCGGGGCGACACCUUUGUUGGCAACGACCCGCUGACCCCGGAGGCGAGAGCCGGAUACCUGGGUUACACAGUGACCUGGCUGCCCUCCCGGGGUCUCACGGCACUGCUGGCCGCUGGAGCCCCCCGAUACCAGCAUGUGGGGCGGGUGCUGCUCUUCCAACAGUCGGGGGACAAAAGACAGUGGAGCCAGAUCCAGAGAAUAGACGGGACCCAGGUCGGCUCUUACUUCGGUGGCGAGCUGUGUGGCAUUGACGUGAACCGAGAUGGGGAGGCGGAGCUGCUGCUGAUUGGAGCGCCCCUGUUCUACGGGGAGCAGAGGGGCGGCCGGGUGUUUGUCUCCGAGAGGAAGCAGCUGGGGUUCGAGGUGGUCUCGGAGCUGCAGGGGGAUCCUGGCUACCCCCUUGGGCGAUUCGGAGCGGCCAUCACUGGCCUGGCAGACAUCAACGGCGACGGGCUGACGGACGUGGCGGUGGGCGCCCCUCUGGAGGAGUGGGGGGCUGUGUACAUCUUCAAUGGGCAACCCGGUGGGCUGAGCCCCCGGCCGAGUCAGCGGAUAGAAGGGACCCAGGUGUUCCCAGGAAUUCGAUGGUUCGGACGCUCCAUCCACGGGGUGAAGGACCUGGGAGGGGACGGCCUGGCAGACGUGGCUGUGGGCGCCGAGGGGCAGGUGAUCGUGCUGAGCUCCCGGCCUGUGGUGGAUGUCGUCACUCAGAUGUCCUUCGCCCCCACCGAGAUCCCGGUGCACGAAGUCGAGUGCUCCCAGUCAGCCGGCAGCAAGAAGAAGGAAGGCGUUAACAUCACAGUCUGUUUCCAGGGCAAGCCCCUCAUGCCCCAGUUCCAAGGACUCCUGGUUACCAACCUCACUUACACUCUGCAGCUGGACGGCCAUCGGAUUCGAAGCCGGGGGUUGUUUCCAGGAGGGAGGCGUGAACUCAACGGGAACAUAGCCGUGACCCAAGUCGAGUCCUGCAUUCCGUUCUGGUUCCACUUCCCGGUAUGCAUUCAGGACCUCAUCUCUCCCAUCAAUGUCUCCCUGAACUUCUCUCUCUGGGAGGAAGAAGGGACACCGAGAGACCAAAGGGCGCAGGGCAAGGACAUCCGGCCCAUCCUGAGACCCGCCCCCCACUCAGAGACCAAGGAGAUCCCUUUUGAGAAGAACUGCGGAGAGGACAAGAAAUGCGAGGCAGACCUGGGGCUGUCCUUCUCCCCUGCAAGAUCCAGGGUCCUGCGGCUGACCCCCUCUGCCAGCCUCGCCGUGGAGCUGACCCUGAGCAACUCGGGCGAAGAUGCAUACUGGGUCCAGCUCAGCCUGGGUUUCCCCCGGGGACUCUCCUUCAGGAAAGUGGAGAUGCUCAAGCCCCACAGCCAGCUUCCUCUGAGCUGCGAGGAGCUCCCCGAGCAGCCCCGGCUCCUGCCCAGAGGCCUCUCCUGCAACGUGAGCUCUCCCAUCUUUAGAGCAGGCAGCUCGGUGGUCAUCCAGGUGAUGUUUCACACGGUGCUGAACAGCUCCUGGGGGGACUCCGUGGAGCUGCACGCCAACGUGAGCUGUGCCAACGAGGACCCGGGCCUCCUGGAGGACAACUCAGCCACCACCAGCGUCCCCGUCCUGUACCCCAUCAACAUCCUCACUGAAAGCCAGGACAACUCCACACUCUACAUAAGCUUCACCCCCAAGGGGGCCAAGGUCCACCAUGUCCAGCACACCUACCAGGUGAAGAUUCAGCCGUUUGCCCAUGACCCCAACGUGCCCGCCCUGGAGGCCUUGAUUGGGGUGCCAGUGCCUCAGAGUGAGGGGCCCAUCACUCACACGUGGGCUGUGCAGAUGGAGCCUCCUGUCCACUGUCACAAUGAGAGCCUGGAAAGGCCACCCAACGCGGCUGAGCAGCCUUGCUUGCCUGGAGCCCAGUUCCGCUGCCCAGUGGUCUUCCAGCGGGAGAUCCUCGUCCGAGUGACCGGGACUGUGGAGCUGGUGGGGGAGAUCAAGGCCUCCUCCAUGACCAGCCUCUGCAGCUCCCUCUCCGUCUCCUUCAACAGCAGCAAGCACUUCCAUCUCUACGGCAGCAACGCCUCCCUGGCCCAGGCCAUCCUGAAGGUUGAAGUCGUGUAUGAGAAGGACAUGCUCUAUCUCUACGUGCUCAGCGGCACCGGGGGGCUGCUGCUGCUGCUGCUCAUCUUCCUGGCGCUCUACAAGGUCGGCUUCUUCAAACGGAACCUGAAGGAGAGGAUGGAGGCCGCCGACGCCGCCAAUGGCAUCCCUGGAGAAGGCCCUGGGCAGGUGGCGUCGGCGGAAGAGGCCACGGACCCGAGCAGCGUGGAUCUCCUCCCCAAGGAGGAGGCCCUGGACGGAGGCGGCACGGACUGAGGCCCAGGCCUGACGCAGGGGGCCCGGGGCUGGACUUGGGGUGCUGGUGCCACUCUGCUCUACCUGCAUGUCACUCCGUGUCCUCUAGCCCAGCAGUCGCCAACCUUUCGGACCUCGCGGACCCCCAGUGGUCCGGACCACUGGUUGGCGACCCCGCUGUAGCCAGUCUGCCCCUCCCUAGGCUCCCGGCUUUCAGUCUUGAACAUGGAGCUCACUCCCGCUUGCCUCCAAGGGUCGGGCCAGGAAGGCUGCCACGGUGAGGCCUUGUGGGUACCAGCUCGUCCUGGCUUCUAACAGCCCCUCGUAGCAUCCUCCCUGGAAGAGAGCGUCUGAUCUAAAUUUGGAGAAACUAGUCCCGGGAUCCAGUGACCCUCCCAGCCCUCACACCCACCUGCCGCGGGGGCCCGCGGAGGCCUCAGGCGCCCAGAGCCUUGCCCCGCUCUCCCCUGCACGGUCCGGCCUCCAUUCUGCCGCCAGCGAGCAGAUCUGAUCUGUGUCACCGCUUCUGCUGCAAACCCUUGCUCUGUAGCUAGAGACCAAGUUCCUUAAUGUGCCUUCCAAACCCGCAAAACAGCCUCACUGUGCCCAUGCCACAGGCCUUCCUGGCCUCUGGUACAGCCCUCCCACCGCCCCGCGAAGCUCCCGUUACACAGGCGUUUCUCGCUCGCCGCCUUCACCCAGGCUGCUCUCUGCCCGGACGUCCUCCCCCUCUUCCUGGCUGACUCUCCUCAGUCUUCAGAUCUCAUCGCUCACAUCGACCCCCAGGGCAGCCCGCCCCCGACUCACCUGGGCUCCCGUAUCACCGCCCUUACACUCGCCUGCAACUGUCCGUCCCAGCAGGGAUCCUGUUUGUUCAUUGUGAGAUGAUUUAUUUCAUCUCCGUGUCUCAAAUCCCACAGUGAGCUCCAUGGGUAGGGACCGUGCCUUGGCAUCCCUGAUGAUGUCACAGAGCCAGACGCGUAGUCGGUGCUUGACACAGUGUCACUCCAUUAAUGACGGGGCCGGAGGGGAGAUAGAGGAAAGCGUGUGGAUGGGCCGUGGCAUCCCUUCUGAAGGCUCAGUCUUCCACCGGCGCCUCCUCCACAGUCCCCGCCCGGACUCGCCCACACCCCCACCGGCCUCCCCUGCGAGACUCUGAGCUCAGGGGUGGGCCCUGGCUCCCAGCACCAAUAAAUGGGAAAGUCUGUCCAAUUCUGUGAUGUUUCUGU
This is a messenger RNA of Myotis myotis, 4932 nucleotides long. It is a transcript of the gene ITGAL, whose product is annotated as integrin subunit alpha L. Gene Ontology annotation, molecular function: integrin binding. The record is from RefSeq and is a predicted model, not a curated record. The transcript has 31 exons. Gene Ontology annotation, biological process: integrin-mediated signaling pathway; cell-matrix adhesion; cell-cell adhesion. The coding region runs from base 218 to 3724 and encodes 1168 amino acids. NCBI's taxonomy places the organism in Eukaryota, Metazoa, Chordata, Mammalia, Chiroptera, Vespertilionidae. Gene Ontology annotation, cellular component: external side of plasma membrane; integrin complex.